Thlaspi arvense is the source of this 681-nucleotide messenger RNA. The record is from the annotation of a GenBank genome assembly. Lineage: Eukaryota; Viridiplantae; Streptophyta; Magnoliopsida; Brassicales; Brassicaceae.
AUGGAUACGUUCUCGCACGUGUCAGACCCAUUUCCCAGUGGCUCAGUUUCGUGGUCCGGCGGGGCGCCGGAAUCCUCGUCUGCAUCGGACUCCGGCAGCUCCCGGCCGGCGAAUUUCUCCUAUGAGGAGGUGCUGCUGCUGGCUUCGAGCCACCCGAAGAAGCGAGCCGGGAGGAAGAAGUUCCAGGAGACGCGUCACCCGGUGUACCGCGGUAUCCGGCGGCGGAACUCUGGCAAGUGGGUGUGCGAGGUGCGUGAGCCCAACAAGAAGUCCAGGAUAUGGCUGGGGACUUUCCCAACCGCGGAGAUGGCAGCGAGGGCCCACGACGUGGCAGCAAUUGCGCUUAGAGGGCGGUUGGCUUGCCUCAAUUUUGCCGACUCAGCUUGGAGGCUUCCGGUUCCAGCGUCAGCUGAACCGAAGGAGAUCCAGAAGGCGGCAGCGGAGGCGGCGGAGGCUUUCCGUCCGGCGGAGUUUGGUGGCACCAAGCCGGAGGAGGCUGCGGAAGUGGAGGAGGAGAGCGUACCUUUCAUGGACGAGGAGGCGGUAUUUGGUUUCCCGGGAUUGUUAACGAACAUGGCGGAGGGGUUGUUGCUGCCUCCACCAUAUUGUGUGGGAGACGAGUAUGGAUGUGAUGACGUGGAAGCUGGCGUAGACGUGUCACUCUGGAGUCACUCGAUUUAG